This is a messenger RNA of Olea europaea var. sylvestris, 1891 nucleotides long. RefSeq names its product cytochrome P450 78A5-like. The transcript has 2 exons. The coding region runs from base 87 to 1631 and encodes 514 amino acids. The record is from RefSeq and is a predicted model, not a curated record. Lineage: Eukaryota; Viridiplantae; Streptophyta; Magnoliopsida; Lamiales; Oleaceae. Gene Ontology annotation, molecular function: heme binding; monooxygenase activity; iron ion binding.
CAUUUCUAGACAUUUCUAUUAGGUUUUGAAAGGCACCUUUUAUUUCCAAUUUCACUUAUUUUCAUCUGCUUUUAACUUACUUAAUCAUGAAACAACUUAUUUUGGCCAACUUAUUUUUCUCCGUCCUAUGUUUUGCAGCCAUUUAUGAAACUACAUGGUUCCCUACUCUUUUGCUACUUUCCUUCUACUUUUUUUCCUUGUUUCUGAAUCUAUGUUUAGUACCAGGUGGUUUUGCAUGGAGAAAUCAUAAUUAUUUUCGAAACCCUAAAAAUUUGAGGGGUCCUAUAAGUUGGCCUUUUUUAGGGUUCUUACCUCAAAUGGGGCAUCAUUUUCAUCAAAAAUUAGCUUCAAUAGCUACUUCAUUAGACGCGAAUCGUCUCAUGGCCAUUAGUCUCGGUACUACUCGAGUCAUAAUCAGUAGUCAUCCCGAUACGGCUAAAGAGAUUUUAAGUGGGAGCUCGUUUUCCGAUCGUCCUAUAAAGGAAUCGGCUCGUUUGCUUAUGUUCGAACGUGCCAUUGGAUUCGCCCCCUCGGGGAAUUAUUGGCGCCAUCUUAGACGAAUCGCUGCAAAUCAUAUGUUCUCUCCGAGGAGGAUUUUGUGUCUUGAGGGAAUUCGACAACGUGUAGCCAAUGAAAUGAUAGAGGGAAUUUGCAAAGAGAUGAAAAUGAGAGGAUUUGUGGAGGUAAAAGGGAUAUUACAAAAAGGGUCAUUAGAAAAUGUACUAGGAAGUGUGUUUGGUUGUGAUUUAGGUUUAGUACAAGUUGAUGAAUUGGGUUUAAUGGUUAAGGAAGGGUACGAACUAAUAUCGGAAUUCAAUUGGGCAGAUUAUUUUCCUUUACGGUUUUUAGAUUUUCGAGGUGUAAAGAGAAGGUGUCAUAAAUUAGCGACGAAAGUUAACGAUCUUGUGGGUCGAGUCAUAGUCGAAAGAAGAAGAAAUGGAGUCUAUGAAAACGAAGAUGACUUCCUUAGUCUUUUGCUUUCGUUGCCCAAAGAGGAUCAACUCAAUGAUGCAGACAUGGUGGCUGUUCUGUGGGAGAUGGUGUUUAGAGGAACAGACACAGUUGCCAUCCUUCUCGAAUGGAUCAUGGCAAGAAUGGUUUUGCACCAAGAUAUUCAAGCUAAAGCCCAGAGUGAGAUUGAUAUGGUUACGGGCCGAAACGGGCCAGUCCGAGACUCAGACAUUGCCAAACUUCCCUAUCUUCAAUCCAUAGUGAAGGAAGUCUUAAGGCUUCAUCCUCCAGGCCCAUUGCUCUCUUGGGCCCGUUUAGCAACCCAUGAUACCCACGUGGACAAACACUUCAUCCAAGCUGGCACGACGGCUAUGGUCAACAUGUGGGCUAUAACCCAUGAUCCAUCUAUAUGGGCAGACCCAUGGGCUUUCAAGCCCGAAAGGUUCAUAGAGGAAGAGGUUUCUAUUAUGGGCUCAGAUUUAAGGCUUGCUCCCUUUGGGUCGGGCCGUCGUGUCUGUCCAGGAAAGGCUUUGGGCUUGGCCACGGUUCACCUAUGGCUUGCGCGACUGCUUCAAGAGUUCAAAUGGGUUCCACCAGCCCAGCCCGUCAAUCUUUCAGAAUGUUUGAAGCUUUCUCUAGAGAUGAAGAAACCCCUAAUAUGUCGUACAUUUAGCCGAUAGGGAUAUGGACAUUUGAUUCUAGCUAGUGUUUAUUCAUGGUUAGAAUGAACUUCAGCCAUUGUCUCCGUGUUUUGAAUUUAUCAUAGGACUCGUAAGAGUUCAUAUACAUGGAAGUCAAAGUCCAUGCCGAAUUUCAGCUAUUGUGUGUGAGUUGUGAAAUUAAAGUAGACUCGUAAGAGUUAUGUACUAGAAAGUUUGGUCUAAGAUUAAGGUUGGGAUGAACUUUAGCUAUUGUAUUCAUAUUGUGAAAUUAAAUGGAA